CACCUCUCAGUCAGUCGUCAAAGAGAUAAGGUGGUCGGGUGAAUGUCGUUCGUGGAAAUAUUCUAAACUAAAAAUAAAAAAAAUUGUACUCCGGUGCGGACAGAGAGUUCCAUCAUGAGUGCAUUAAUGAAAGCAGCUAUAAAUCGAAGCCCUGCCUCACUGGCUUCAUACUUAUAUAGAAACCUCCAUUUAUCAGUGGGAGGGGCAUCACCACUAAAAGAUGCGUCUGUUAACUCGAAUGCAUCAAAGGCAUACACAGUUAUUGAUCAUCAACAUGAUGCACUAGUAAUAGGGGCUGGUGGGGCAGGUUUAAGAGCUGCAUUUGGUUUAGUCCAGGAAGGAUUUAAGACAGCUGUUGUUACUAAGCUAUUUCCUACUAGAUCUCACACAGUAGCUGCUCAAGGAGGAAUUAAUGCUGCCUUAGGUAACAUGGAAGAAGACAGUUGGUUAUGGCAUAUGUAUGAUACAGUUAAGGGCUCUGAUUGGCUUGGUGACCAGGAUGCCAUCCAUUAUAUGACAAAAGAAGCACCACAUGCUGUAAUUGAGCUGGAUAACUAUGGUAUGCCUUUCUCUCGUACACCUGAAGGAAAGAUUUAUCAAAGAGCUUUUGGAGGUCAAUCUCUUAAAUUUGGCAAGGGUGGACAGGCACAUAGGUGCUGUGCUGUUGCUGACAGAACUGGUCAUUCCCUGCUUCACACACUCUAUGGCCAAUCCUUACGAUACGACUGCGAAUACUUCAUUGAAUACUUUGCAUUGGAUCUACUCAUGGAGGAUGGUGUCUGCAAAGGGUGCAUUGCCAUCAACCUCGAAGAUGGAACUUUACACAGGUUCCAAGCGAAGAACACGAUCCUGGCGACGGGCGGCACGGGGCGCGCGUACUUCAGCUGCACGUCGGCGCACACGUGCACGGGCGACGGCACCGCCAUGGCGGCGCGCGCGCGCCUGCAGAACGAGGACAUGGAGUUCGUGCAGUUCCAUCCCACCGGCAUUUACGGCGCUGGAUGUCUAAUGACGGAAGGUUGUCGUGGAGAGGGUGGCUUCUUAGUGAACGCAAAGGGAGAACGUUUCAUGGAAAGAUAUGCACCAGUAGCUAAGGAUCUCGCCAGUCGAGACGUUGUAUCCAGAGCCAUGACUGUUGAGAUUAUGGAAGGUCGCGGUUGCGGUCCAGAGAAAGACCAUGUCCACCUCCAGCUCCACCACUUACCCCCAGAACAAUUAAAGCAGCGUCUGCCUGGAAUAUCGGAAACGGCAAUGAUCUUUGCUGGCGUCGACGUCACCAAAGAACCCAUUCCUGUAUUGCCUACGGUGCAUUACAACAUGGGAGGAACACCCACCAACUUCAGAGGAGAGGUGAUCACGCACCACGGCGGCGCGGACCGCGUGGUGCCGGGGCUGCUGGCGGCGGGCGAGGCGUCGUGCGCGUCCGUGCACGGCGCCAACCGGCUCGGCGCCAACUCGCUGCUCGACAUCGUCGUGUUCGGCCGCGCCUGCGCCAUCACCGUCGCCGACACCAGCCGCCCGGGCGACGCGCAGGCGCCGCUCAAGGAGACAACUGGACAAGAAAGUAUCGCAAACUUGGACAGCCUCCGAUACGCAAACGGAAGCAUUUCAACGGCGGACCUGCGCUUGCGCAUGCAAAAGUGCAUGCAGAAGAACGCUGCAGUGUUCAGACAGAAAAGCACAUUACAGGAAGGUCAGCAUCAAAUCCAUGAAAUCUACAAACAGAUGAAGGACGUAAAAGUAUCGGAUCGGUCACUGAUCUGGAACAGCGACCUGGUGGAGACCCUGGAGCUACAGAACCUGCUCAUCAACGCAGUGCAGAUAGUUGAAGGAGCGCUGGCGAGGGAGGAGUCCCGUGGAGCGCAUGCUAGGGAGGACUUUAAGACUCGCCGAGAUGAAUUCGACUAUUCCAAGCCUUUGGAGGGACAGACGAAGCUGACGUUCGAGCAGCACUGGAGGAAGCACACUCUCGCGGAGACGGACCCCGACAGCGGCGAAACCAAGCUGAGCUACCGACCCGUCAUCGACCACACGCUGGACCAGGCCGAGUGCAAGACCGUGCCGCCCGUCAUACGCACGUACUAGGCGACGGCAGGUAAUCUCCGAAUGGGUGCUGACUGAACUAGGCAGUAUUUUUCGACGCAUCUCGGCACAAAUAGUGUUCAUGCCAUUAUUUAUUUAAUUUUAUUUAUUGUAGUGUAGCAUUUAAGAAUAGUAACAAUGUUAAGUAAAACAUAAUAAUUCUUAAUACCUCUGAACAGUUUUUAAAUCACUUACGUCUACAAUAUUCUCUUAUUGUAUGUAUAUACGUACUUUAUUAACUUGCCAGAUGCAUUGUAAAUUUAAAAUUACAAUAAUCAAUGAAAAUUAUAAUUUCUAAUAAACUUGAUUUAGAAAUGUAAAUAUUUUUUAUUGAGCAGCAUUUUUAAUCAUAUAUUUAAUAAUAAUAAAUGGUUAGGGUCAGCAGCACCGAGGUACUUAAGUAAGAAUAAUGCAAUACUAUAUACGAGUACCUUUUGUUUAUAAUAAUAAUUCGUUAGUCCUACCUCAACAUAAUAAAAUUCAUAUGAUAGCCACUGACUCAGUUUGAAAGUUGAAAUAUAAAUUGAUCUUGUUUCGAAAAGUUAUGAUCAGUGCGCAGUAUUAUAAAGAAAUUAUUAUUUAUCAUAAUGUAAAAUUUUGGUAAGAUGUUAAGCGCCGAUAUA
Vanessa atalanta (red admiral) is the source of this 2705-nucleotide messenger RNA. It is a transcript of the gene SdhA, whose product is annotated as succinate dehydrogenase [ubiquinone] flavoprotein subunit, mitochondrial. The transcript has 13 exons. The record is from RefSeq and is a predicted model, not a curated record. Bases 115 to 2085 code for a protein of 656 amino acids. Lineage: Eukaryota; Metazoa; Arthropoda; Insecta; Lepidoptera; Nymphalidae. Gene Ontology annotation, biological process: mitochondrial electron transport, succinate to ubiquinone; tricarboxylic acid cycle. Gene Ontology annotation, molecular function: succinate dehydrogenase (quinone) activity; flavin adenine dinucleotide binding; electron transfer activity.